Molecule: messenger RNA, 2525 nt
Organism: Musa acuminata AAA Group (dessert banana)
Lineage: Eukaryota; Viridiplantae; Streptophyta; Magnoliopsida; Zingiberales; Musaceae
Exons: 12
Coding region: 377-2035 (552 amino acids)
Biological process (GO): glycolytic process; gluconeogenesis; tRNA modification
Cellular component (GO): cytosol
Molecular function (GO): phosphoglycerate kinase activity; ADP binding; ATP binding
Source: RefSeq, a predicted model, not a curated record
UCUCUGUCUUCGGUCUCUUCGAGCUCUGUCGUUGCUUCCGAGUUCUUGAAAUUUUCCUUACGAAACUUUGUAUGCUCCCUCAAAGAAAGUAGGAAUCAGUGCUAUGUAGUACGUGAGAGGACCACUCUCAGCCACUCCUUGUCGCCUCUCUGCUUCGUCUCCGAGAAAAGAGGGAGCCGCUUCGGAAGGGAUCAAAUGACAAGGAUGAGCUCUGGUAUUUAUUAGCAUCAAUGUCAUCAUGGAAGGUGGCAUCUUUUUUUACAAUAUGCAGAUCAAAUGACAAGGAUGAGCUCUGGUAUUUAUUAGCAUCAAUGUCAUCAUGGAAGGUGGCAUCUUUUUUUACAAUAUGCAUUUUGGAGUGGCAUAAGUCAGCCUCAUGAUGCUUCAAGCUUCAAGUUCCAUUCAUCGAUCUCAGUAUCAUUUUGACUCAUUAAGUUCACCACCACUCAAGUCAUUGAUGUUCCGUCAAGCAAAUCCAAGCAACACUAUUAAAAGGCCACAGAGUUGUAGGUGGAUUGAUUUCUUAUCUGGCAGCUGGAGAUCUUCCUGUUCACGGUUCAAAUCUUUUUGCUCGCAAGUGCUAGAUUCUUGUAAUACAUGUGAUAUUAAAAAGGAUAAAGACACCAACAUUGAUAGAUUAGAUUCAGUGUUACCUGUGCAAACUCUUCGAAACUUUCCCAUUGAGAAACUUUAUGGAGAAGUUGUCAUGGUUCGGCUUGAUUCUGCUCUUCUGCUGAAUUUAAGGGUUUCUGAUGAUCUCUCUUUAAAUAGAGCAAUUUUAACUAUCAAGUAUCUAUACAAUGCUGGGGCUAAAGUAAUUUUAGCAAGCAACUGGCCUCAGGCCAAUGCUUCAAGGCUUCUUUCAAAAGAGGCCUUUGCAGAUCACUUGUCAGCGCUUCUCAAGGUUAAAGUUGUGCCUGCAAAUGAUGCUUCUGCCAUCUUGCAAUUCAAGAUGAAAAACGUGGAAAAUGCAGAUGUACUUCUUCUUGACAACUUGACAAAUAAUAAAGAAGAAGUUGCAAAUUCCUACGAGUUCUCCAAGACAUUGUCAUCUGGUGUCUCCAUCUUUGUUAAUGAUGCCUUCUCACUAUCACAUAGGGUUCUUGCUUCAACUGUUGGUGUUGCCCGCUUUUGCUAUGCAUCUGUUGCUGGUUUUCAUUUUGAGGAGGAAUUGUUGCAACUAAUGAAGAUCAGUGAGACCAAAAAACAACCUUAUGUUGCAAUAAUUGGAGGGAGUAAUUUCCUGAAAAAAGCUAAUACAUUGCAUGUUUUAGCUUCUACAUGUGAUGGACUGAUUUUCAUUGGAAAGCUAGCAUUUCAGAUAAUGAAUGGUUUCGGACUUUCGGUACCUACCCACUUAGUGGAACAUGAUGCUGUUAAAGAAGCACUAGAACUGAUCAAACUUACACAACAAAGAAAGAUUCCAAUUUAUUUUCAGAAAGAUUUUGUGUGUGUCAAAGUUGGCAAGCCUGAGCUGGUGGAGAUAUACGCUUAUAAUGAAAUCUUGGCAGGUUGGGUGCCUGUGGAUCUAGGGCCAGUUUCAAUGAAAGAAACCUCUUCUAUGCUCUCAACAUGCAAGAAAGUCAUAUUGAUUGGUUCAGUAAGUUUUGGUUCUUUAGAGGAAGAUAACGUAAGAACAUCUCAAUUGGUAUCCGUACUUGAAAGAAUAAGCAAAAAUGGCAGUGAGGUGAUUCUUAUUGGGAAUGCAGCCUGCAAAGCGUUUGCAGGAAAAUCAAGUUAUUCUAAUCAGUAUUCAGUGUUUAGAAAUGCAUCAGUUGCUUGGGAGUUUCUCAGAGGAACAAAGUUGCCAGGUGUGGCAAUAUUAGAUAAAUGCCCGAAUCCUGAUUUUAACAGAGAGGACCAAAGAUGGAGGAUGGUACAGAGAGGACUUGUUGAAGCAAUCUUGGAUCUGCUUAUUACAAAUGGAAAGGUGUUUUUACAGUCUGAUAUCGAGACUGUUACAACGAGAAUGAAACAUCUGUUCAUUACUUAUGGAAAGGGUAAACUAGUAGUGGAUGGGGAUGACAGGGAUUGAAUGGAGGAGAAUCCUUUUGGUGUUCAGACUGACUGGGAGCAGCAUGUGAUUGAACGUGGAGCUCCUAUGUAUAGAAUUAUUCUCAAAAAGGUUUGAUCGCUUGCAAAGGUACCAAUCACAUUUACUCUUGUUGCCUUUUCUUGCCCUUUUAUUGGAGCAUGUUGGAUACUUGGCUAUGACCAAUUGGCUUAAGCAGUUCUAUAACUGCUUAGAUGCAUUUCUAUAACCAGUUUCUACUUGAUAAUUUUGGAUGAAUCCAAAUCAUUGCAGGUGGAGUAUCCUUGAAAUCAUGGCAGCUACUUGCUAUCAAUUAAAACUUUGGGUAGUCUUUAAAUACGAGACUAUCUUUACCUGCAAUUUUUGUAUUUUGCCUACCAAGAUGGCUUCCACAUUAUGACAUCAUGGUCUGACUCUUUUACUCAAGUUUGUGUUACCAUAAACUAGGACAAAAUAUGAUCUUAAUUAUAUGGAAUAAGCUGCAUUUGUCAUA